UAUGAAGAGUGGAAGUGACAAGUGAGGAAGAAGAUCAGCGCUGACUGGCGCGUGAAGAAGGGACACGUGGCGGAUUGUAUGGAGUGGGUAACGCGGGAAUAGUGAGACUGUUCUGCUUUGUCGUGUUCCUUGUUUUCCACGUGAUUUAAUUUCCUCUCUUUUGUCUUUUUGCGUUAUAUCUGAAUGAUAUGUUUAGGCACGUUUGUUUUUAAAAACUGAAAUUUUCGUCGCGACUUCUGUUUCUAGAAUUUAAA
Arabidopsis lyrata subsp. lyrata is the source of this 254-nucleotide messenger RNA. RefSeq lists its product as uncharacterized. Lineage: Eukaryota; Viridiplantae; Streptophyta; Magnoliopsida; Brassicales; Brassicaceae. The record is from RefSeq and is a predicted model, not a curated record. The transcript has a single exon. The annotation marks the transcript as partial.